CAAUAUCACGUGACUCAUCACAUUUCCCCAGUAACAUCACGAAAACUCACCAUCUCCAUGCGCCUACGACCAAGAUCAAAUAUCAGCCAACCAAACAACAAACCCCCAAUCCCACUUCCUCCAGAUCACAACAGAAACUCCUCCAUAUCCCACGCCUCAAACCCCAACCAUGGCGCCCGCACUUCUCCAAACCAUCCCCCUAGAACAUCUCCCCGAAUCGCACACCCUCCACAUCGCCUUAUACCGCAACAUCACCAACGCCUCUUUCCUCCACCAACAACUUCUUACCGGAAAUACAGAUUUCGAAUAUGCCUUUAUCGAUGCGAGCGUUGUACUUUCGAAAUUACAUAUUUUAGCAGCAGCGUAUAGAGCAAUAAAUGAUGCAUUAGAAGAAAGAUUAAAAAGUCGAAAUAUUCAUUCGGAGAUUGUUUUCUCACUGAGUAUGAAUAAUAAUAUCGCAGAAUCUUUCCGUCGCUUCGGUAUAACCCCAACCACCACUUCUCUCCUCGUCGUCAAGGUAGCACCCGCAUCCUCCGCAUCUCAAAUCUCGGAACAUCUUUCGUCGGUAAUUGAAGGCGAACCUGUUCCAUUUGAUGAUGAGUCUUUAGCGAGUAUGGUGGAUAUUGCGAGAGUGAAGAAACUUUAUAAGUUGAAUGUCACUGGCGGUGGCGGUGGUAAGAAAGGUGGUGCGAAUGGUGUGAAUGGGAAAGUCGAGAGCAAAGCGGAUGAGAGGAAAGAAUUAGAGGUCAUGGUUCUGGGGGCGAUGGCGCUGAGGGGUGCUACCAAUUAGCGAAGUUGGUUAAUUAAUGAAAUUGUGUUGUUAUUGUAGUAUGAAGAGUUGCGCAUUCAGGAUUCAUUGAGCCACCAGUGUGUCUUCUUUAUUUUUUGAUUUAGAUGAUUUAACCGUAAAGUCGUGUGUGGAAUAUCGAGCAUUGUCGCUACAAGUCCUGUGCCUUUGGCCACGCCUAGAGUUGCAACGGUCGGGAUAGAAAGUGUUAACCCAAAAAAGAAAGAAAGAGAAACGGCUGUUUAGAAGUUGCAAACGAGAAA
Molecule: messenger RNA, 1050 nt
Organism: Botrytis deweyae
Lineage: Eukaryota; Fungi; Ascomycota; Leotiomycetes; Helotiales; Sclerotiniaceae
Exons: 3
Coding region: 170-790 (206 amino acids)
Biological process (GO): telomere maintenance via recombination; tRNA threonylcarbamoyladenosine modification
Cellular component (GO): EKC/KEOPS complex; cytosol; nucleus
Source: RefSeq, a predicted model, not a curated record